Molecule: messenger RNA, 924 nt
Organism: Rodentolepis nana
Lineage: Eukaryota; Metazoa; Platyhelminthes; Cestoda; Cyclophyllidea; Hymenolepididae
Source: the annotation of a GenBank genome assembly
AUGGCAUCUAUGAGUGACUUAGAUCGUCAGAUAGCGGUUCUUAGGGAAUGUAAAUUAAUAUCAGAGACUGAGGUCAAAUCCCUUUGUGCUAAAGCUCGUGAGAUUUUGAUUGAAGAGAGUAACGUUCAGUAUGUUGAUGCGCCAGUGACGGUCUGUGGCGAUAUUCAUGGUCAAUUCUAUGAUUUGAUUGAGCUAUUUAAAGUUGGUGGUGAAGUACCUGACACGAAUUAUUUGUUCUUGGGUGAUUUUGUUGACAGAGGUUAUUACAGUGUAGAAACUUUUUUGCUACUUUUGGCUCUUAAGGUUCGAUAUCCAGAUCGUAUCACUCUUAUAAGAGGCAAUCACGAAAGCCGUCAGAUUACAACUGCCUAUGGAUUUUACGAGGAGUGCGUUCGGAAAUACGGCUCACCACUCGUGUGGCGUCAAUGCACAGAGAUUUUUGACUAUUUGUGCUUAUCUGCUAUCAUUGAUGAUCGGAUAUUUUGUGUUCAUGGUGGCCUAUCACCUCAUAUUGAACGGCUUGAUCAGAUAAGGACUAUCGACCGAAAGCAGGAGGUACCCCAUGAGGGUCCCAUGUGUGACCUUCUUUGGUCCGAUCCUGAGGAUUCACCUGGUUGGAAUGUUAGCCCACGGGGUGCCGGAUUUCUAUUCGGUGCUGACACCGUCCAGAAAUUCAAUCACGAAAAUAAACUCGAUCUCAUUUGUCGCGCUCACCAAUUAGUAAUGGAGGGCAGACGUUAUCAUUUUAAUGAAACCGUUCUCACUGUAUGGUCAGCACCAAAUUAUUGCUAUCGGUGCGGUAAUGUUGCUGCUAUACUUCGACUUGAUGAAUAUCUUAAUCGAGAUUUUGCUAUUUUUGAAGCCGCUCCUCAGAAUAAUCGCAGUUUUCCUGCUCGUAAACCAGUUCCUGAUUACUUUCUGUGA